AUGACGGUCAACUAUUCAUCGCACACGAUCUUCCCUACUGCGUCCUCACCGGCGGGCAUGCCACCUGACGGGGGAGGAUUUGCUCCCUCCUCUUUUUUCCGGGAGAAGGACUUCGAUUGGGAGUUUUUGAUGGCUCCGAAGGAUUGCGUAUCCGGAUGGAGGAGCGAGAAAAGUGGAGGGGGAGCAACCAAAAUGGUGAAGAGUGAAGGUGUAGGCUGUGGAUCUGAGCUGCCUCCAUCUCCACCUCCGACUACACCAGUGUAUGAUGACAUUGUUGACCUGCUCCCGGCUGAUCCCUUUGGGAUGGGAUUGUCUGCUGACUCAAAUACUUGGACAGCAGCCAUUGCGGGCUGGAUUGAGGACCUCGCCACCACCGUGGUAGAUCGCUGUGGCUAUUAUGAAUAUGGGGACUACUGCCCCCAUGCUGACAACCUCUUCGACUAUUUCAUAUACAGCAGAUCUGCGAAUUCUGCAGCCAUGGAUGCUGCGACCAGUUUCUUUCCACAUUGUGCUCAAGACUGCAUAGUUGGUUCCCCUCUGUUUUCUUCUGAGACUGUACUCAUCAGACAACCUCCUUUGAACUUUUCCCUCGUGGGAGAGUGUGUGGAGGUGGAGCCUUUGAAGUUUGCUGUUGAAGAGUGUGGGCGGGGAGAGGAUUAUCUGGUUGUUGAUCAUCUUGAUUCAGAGAAUUGCUCCUGCAGUGGCCCUUAUAGUGAUGUCACCAGUGUCCCCCAUGAUGCCUUGCUAUUUGCACUUUCUUACCUGGACAUUCCUGACCUUCUCUCAGUAGAGAGAGUCUGCAAGACUUUGUGUUCAGCAGUUCGAGGAGAUCCUCUCCUGUGGAGGCACAUCCACAUAGGCCCUCCUUUGAGCAAGAAUAUAACGGAUGACAUCCUUUCACGGUUGACUGAUAGGACUAAAGGAAGUCUGGAGUGCUUGAGCCUUGUGGAAUGCUCACAAAUUACAGAUAGUGGCUUGAGACAUGUGCUAGAGAACAAUCCGAGACUAAAAAAGGUAGUUGUUGGAUUCCUAUCAUUGAUCACCCAUCUAUAUUCUUCGUACUAGUUUUCCCUUUUUUGUGUCUUUCCUUUAUUCAACUAAAUUUUGAAUUAAUUUUCCUCUUUUUUGUACCUUUAUGCUAUUGUGACUGUGCUUAUUAUUAUUCUACAUGUGCUGCCUUGAAUGUAUUUAAUAUCGUUUACUUUUUGUGUUCUUCCGAUAUUAUUUGAUUUGUAGUGAUGUUGUAGGCAUAACGCUGUAUAGAAUGACCAGUGUAGAUAAGGAGCCCAUGACUGCUCCCUCUGUAAUGCAGAAGUAUUAUUUUUCUUUUAUGGAGUAUUUUUAGUUGUAACGUCUAUUGUGUUUUUGGAUUCUUCAUUUAAAAAUUAUUUUCUCAAGGUUUGAUAUUUGCACGUAUUUUAGAGAUGUUUGACGUUUACCAUUUUAUCUCUUCAUGAGAGAGAUUUCUUUCUUGCCGUUUAUCAUAUUGAAAAUUACUUCUUGAAUUAUUGUCAAUCAGCCAAAAGUGUUUCAAGAUAUGAGCUAUAAACUGUUUAGGUUUUUUUGAUUGCUUUAUAUGCCUUGCAUAUAGUUUUACUCGAAGGAAUAGACGAUUAUUAACGGAGAGGAGUUAAUUUGUCUGCGGAUGUUACAUGCUUGGCUAAAUUUUGACUUAGAUAGUAUACAGUUUCAUAACAGGGUAUCCCAAGGAAAAAAAUGAUCUAUUAAUGCCGCGUAAGAUAGUGAAUUGGUGUCCUUGCAAGUGUUAAAAAUUGACGAGAUUUGUCAACCUCCUGUUGACAAUCCGCGCCAUGCUCUGGGGUAAAGUUACUGGUUCCUAUGGUUGAUAUUUUGAAUUUUGAGCAUGUCUUCUUAUUUUCUAUGUUAUCAUGAGUUAUCUUUUGCCAGCUAAUUGCAUAUGGCCUACAAGGUUAUUUCUAGACUUCUAAAUCCUUUAUCCCUGCCAGCAGUUUAUUGAGUUCAUUUGUUAAUUAAAUGCAUAGGGCGUAUUUUGAAGUCCAGACAUAUGAGCCUAUUAAUUAUUGCAAACGUGGCAUAUUAUGAGCAUCAGUCUUUCAUGUUAUUCAGAAAUAGACGAUUGAGAUAUGAUUUGUCACUGAGUAGAUGAGGGUGUUGGCCAGCUAGGUUAUGGCUUGUGAAUUCUGGCAUGGGCCUGGUCAUCUUCUUCAAGGCCCAGACUCUGUCAGACCCAGAGAAAAGGGGAAAAUAGACUACAGAAAAGACUCCUAUGAAGUUUGGGAUCGUGCCCAGCUGGUUGCAUGCAAUCACUAAGGAAUAUAUGGGUGGCGGAACCCCUGGGGACAGGGCUGGGGAGAGAAUGGGAUCAGAGAUUUUAGAUGCUUGCACACUGGACUAGUGGUCACUAGUGGAAAGGUGUUGAGAUCAUUUUCCAGCCAGCGUUAAAGGGGGGCGAGUACCACCGCAGGGGAAUGGGUUGGAUGCCAUCAAUGGCUGCUCAGAAAAAGAAAAGAAAUAAGUCAGGCUGAGCAUGCGUCUUUUGUGUUUUCCUGACUAGAUUUUGAAGCCAAAAGGUGAAAGCAUCUAUAAGGACUUAACGAUAUACUUUUUUUAAUAUUGAGUAUAUAUGGUUUGUUGAGGUUUCAUGAGCAUCAACGAAUGCCUUUAGCUCUAUAAUUCUCUUUGCCCAUCAACUUGUUGACAUAAAGCGCAGUGGGUGGUAGUCCAUACUCCCAUCUAUCCUAGAGAUGUGUGCAUCUUUAGGGCCAUGCCUAUGUUAAUAACUCCGUUAUUCAGUUUUUUUUUUUUUUUUUUUUUUAUCUUCUGUAUGGGGCAACAUCAAAGCUCGAAUCAUAAACCCUCAAUAUGUACAAAUGCCUUGUUUAUGUACAUUAUGUUUUGUGAUGACUUUGUUGAACACUACUCAUGGGUUUUGUAGACAGGGCAGUGUGUUAAGUAAUGGAUUUAGUUGGUGGGGAUAUAUGCACGCAAUUGUUUUCCCACAUUUGUUCUCUGGUUAACAUUUUUUUUAGAAUAUCCUCCAUUUGAUGGUCUGUAUUUUUUUUCAAUUAGCCACUGCUUUGUAAAUAUAAUAAUGAAACCCUUUGAUUGCAUAGCCGUAAUCAGUUACCGGAGUCUCUUGUCCAAUGAAAUGUUAUCCACUAUCAUGGAUGGAAAUCAAUGUCGAGCUUCUUCAUUGUAAACUAUAACGGAAGAGAAUGAAUAGGAUGUUUGAUGGCGAACGCUCCCAAAACAAAGUUUGUAGGGGACCGAGAUAAUGGUAUCGCCCUCUCCAUUUUUCCUUUUUACAGAAACAUCCCUCUCUCUAGACGGUAGUUUAGUGCCAUUAUCCAUUUUGUGAUGCAUAGAGAGGAAGAUUUCAGUUAUAAUUCCUUAUUAAAAUUGUUUUGAUCAUGCUUUGGUUGAUUGUUGUUCUGCUAUUGGUUAUAUUUGUUACAGAUCCUUAAGAUGAAAUCAUUAAUAUAACUUUCAAACCGUGUUCUUUUUUGGCGGGGCUGUGGGAUGAAAUGAUGGAUAAUCAUUUAAUAUUAGUGGUUACUCGGUUCAUAGUGUUGAUUUGAAGCCCUAUGCAUGUCAUCAAUGGUGUGAAUUCCUCUCAGGUUUAAGUUCCUUUGAGUGCAUACCAGAUUAGAUCCGAGUAUAACCCAAUGGUAAUUUGUUGGCACAGAGGAAAUACCUUUCUUGGCCGUUGUUCCAUAAAGGUCCUGGAAGCUUAAAAGUGCAUCUAGCUUCUUUUUACUUGCGUUUAUUUAUAUUGGAAUCGGGGGGAAUUGUGGUUUGAAAUCUUUUAUUUGAUGGGUUUUGCUGACUGAAAAGGCCAGUGCGUGCUUCAUUUAUGACUGAGAAAGCAUUUAAGAGUAAAAAGGGGAGCGUAGAAAGAAGGAAAAAUUGUAAGAGGCCUAUAAACUUCAUCUGACGCCCAUGGGAAUGAAAGGUUUGAAUAUUCGGUAAUCUUAUAAUAUCCCAGUGUUAUUCUUGUGUUCAUUUCAUGUCACUUUCUAUCGGUUUUGUCAACAAUGGCUCAUUUGUUCUAUUUGGUCUGGAAAGCAGUCCAUCUCUCGUUUCAUGUUACUUUCUACUUUAGAUUGUUGCUCAUCCGUCUAUCUCUGUUUGAUCGACCCUCUACUUCUCUUAACCGCAGCUGAAUGUUCCAGCGUGCACAAGGCUGAGCAUAGAGGGGGUUGUAGACAGCCUGAAGCUAUUCGAGUCCUCAGCCAGGGCUGGGAUAAAGAGCCUGGGCGUCGGCGGCCUCUAUGGAAUAAACCACGAACACCUUGAGGUCCUAACGCGGUUGCUGCGCCUGGAUCAAGGCCAAGAGCCCGGGGCCCGCAAGCCACUGUUCUACCACCUCCGCCACCUGACCUCGUGCGACCACAACCCCGCCCUCGACGUCGAGGAAUGCCCCAGAUGCCGCCACGUAAGGGUCGUCUACGACUGCCCCGUCAGUGGCUGCCGGGCCCAAGGCACAGAUCCAUGCCGGGCCUGCUCGAUCUGCAUCGCGAGGUGCAACCAGUGCGGGAGAUGCAUCCACGACCGCGAGUACGAGGAGACCUUCGCCCUCGAGUGGGUCUGUCUGUCCUGCAUGAAUCACCGCCCUUCUUCUUCCCCCGGCCAGCUGGUGAUGCACCAACGGAGCGACCCCAGCUCGGAGAUUGCUGCGGCGGAGUCGAGCUAUUGCUCUCUGGCCGGCCACGUGGGGUAA
Molecule: messenger RNA, 4702 nt
Organism: Spirodela intermedia
Lineage: Eukaryota; Viridiplantae; Streptophyta; Magnoliopsida; Alismatales; Araceae
Source: the annotation of a GenBank genome assembly